This is a messenger RNA of Schistosoma mattheei, 3537 nucleotides long. NCBI's taxonomy places the organism in Eukaryota, Metazoa, Platyhelminthes, Trematoda, Strigeidida, Schistosomatidae. The record is from the annotation of a GenBank genome assembly.
GACGGUUUGACCUUCAAGUGCUCAGUAACCUCCAAAAUGGACAAUGUCACUGGGUUGCUACUGUGGUUUUACAUCGCUCAUCAUUGAGAUUAGAUAUAUCUGACUAAUAGGAGCAAAAAAUCGAGAAAACACAAAUAACGUCGAAAAGUUGUGCUAACACUUAAAGCGUCGCACAAGUUACUGAAUCUCGAGAUGCCAUAAGAAUGCCGAUCAGCACACUUAAGGAUUCAGUACUUCAGCAACACAAAAAUGCUAGCAAAAAAACAGAAUAAAACAAGUCAUGCAUCACUGCUUACAAAGAUCGUAGAAAUGAUAGUUCCCGCUUAAUCCUGACUGAUUGACAAGUAGUUUGCCAAAAUUACGAACCGGAGUUGAGGUUAUUUCCAUUCUGUAUUUUUUUGUUGUUGCUAAUUUUUGCCGAUUGCGUUUAUUAUUGAAUGCAAGUGAAUAACAUGAACCUAAUGGACUCACACCUUGCUUCUUACUCUUCCCAAAAUAUAACUUAUUUAUAGGUUCGAUACAAACCUAAAGAGGGUUGAACGUUACGUUUCCGAAUGGUUUAUAAUGAAUAUACUCUUUUCAUAACGCCAGAUCACUACUUCAUAAAUGCAUUAGGGUCGAAAGCCUUCAUCAUAAUUGACAGAGUGUCACAAGAACUGAAAGUUGAAUUUGAAGAACCGGCCAUCCCAAGCGUAGCAAAAAAGCAUACAAUCUAUGGAAUAUGGGGGGUUGUACGUCUAGUUUCGGGGUUUUAUUUGAUAGUAAUUAAAGAACGUGAGCGAGUCGGUGAGAUAUUCGGGAACACUAUUCUAAAAAUAACCAAGAGCAUCAUAUUACCAUUUGCAAGGUCUUUACUUCAUUUGACAGAUAUUCAGAAUCAAGAUGAAUCUUUAUAUUGUCAAAUGCUUAAUAGUAUUCUGUCGUCAGAAGGCUUUUACUACUCGAGUACCUAUGACUUGAGUCACACAUUGCAACGUUUAUCGGAUACGGACCCAAAAUUCAAGGCAUCCAGUAUUUACGAGCGUGCAGAUACACGGUUUACGUGGAAUAAAUCUCUGUUGAAUGAAUGGGAAUCUAUGCUUAAUUCUACAUCAUCCUUCAAGCAUAAGCAAACAACCGGUUGGAAUCGCUUCGAUUACUGUGUACCUAUCAUUCAAGGAUAUGUUGGGAUAAUAUCAUAUCCAGAAAAUUUGUCUGACACUCUUAAGGGAAACCUCGUGUAUUCCCUCAUCUCUCGUCGUAGUAUACAUCGAACUGGAACAAGGUUCAACGCACGUGGAGUUGACGGGGAAGGAAACUGUGCGAAUACUGUAGAAACAGAACAAUUGGUCGAUAUUUCGGGGCAUAGAUUUUCUUUUGUUCAGCUUCGUGGUUCUGUGCCAAUAUAUUGGAGUCAACGACCGAACUUAAGAUAUAAACCAGCUGUUUUACUAGGUGGUAGUCAACUCUCUUCCAGUAUAACACACUCGGCUAACCUAACCGUUAAUGAGACUGAGAAGAAUUUGGAGGCAAUUCAAGCUAAUAUUGCACGCCAACAUUUUCAUAGUUUAAUAUACGAUUAUGGUUACGGACGACAAACAAUAAUAAAUUUAUUAGAUCAGAAAGGGAUGGAACGUAAUUUAGGACAUGCUUAUGCUAUGGCCGUUUCAGCUUUAGAUGAAAAAGAAGUCAAAUAUGAAAGUUUUGAUUUUCAUCAUGAAUGUGGUUCAACUCGUUGGGAUCGACUGGGUAUCUUGUUAGAACACCUUAUACCAGAAUUAUUGAGAUCAAAACAACUACAUAUAGAUAUGAAUAACUCUGCAACAAUUAUUACUCGUCAAACUGGAACAUUUCGUUCAAACUGUAUUGAUUGCUUGGACAGAACAAAUGUGAUCCAAUCUAUGCUUAGUUGGUGUGCAUUAGAACAAGCAAUGAUUGAAAUUGGUAUAUUGCAAGGUACAGUUUCUCGAACAGCCGAUGCUAGUACUACAUCACCUCUAUCUCAUUUGUGGCCAGGUUUUGGAUUUCGUUUUAAAUCGAUUUGGGCUAACAAUGCAGAUUACUGUUCUCUUCAAUAUACAGGUACACCAGCCUUGAAAACAGAUUUCACUAGAACAGGUAAAAGAACAUUCUAUGGUAUACUGAUGGAUGGUUAUUAUUCAAUAAUUCGUUAUUAUUUAAAUAAUUUCAACGAUGGCUUCCGUCAAGAUUCAAUGCAUUUACUUCUUGGCCAAUAUAAAGUGAUGGAUGUUAAUGGGAAUCUUAAGCCAUUACAUGGACCAGGUGGACCUCCUAGACGUCGCCUAAAAAAUUCUGAUUCUGAAUGGUUUACACAGUUUCUACCACUAGUAUUUAGUUUUACCUUAGCUAUGUCUGUAUUGUGUUGUAUCUUUCCUACAGCUCAUUGGACAGAGAAAGCAACUUACGUACUAUUCUGGGGUGGAGCUUCAGUUCUUUCUGCUUUAGCAAUAUUUGCCUACGGUGAUGAUUUUGUUGACCAUCCUCGAUUUUGUCCAGACUAAAGAGGAUUUUCCAAAUCAAUUCUUACGAUAAAACCCAUGAAUCCGUAAUAAUUUCGUUAAUUGAAGAAUGUAAUGCUUGCUCGAUAAAACUACAUAUUGACAAACAUCUUUGUAUUUUAAUAGGAAUAUAUGUUCGUUUGGUCGACUAACAAGGACAUAUCUUUUCUGUCUUCUUUCUUUCUUGUGCUAAAAAGGAAUCUUUUUAUGACUGUGACAACUUUGCUCAUUAUAUUAGCAGUGAUUACAAUGUCUUUCUUCUGGGUGUUUUCUUUUUCUCUUCAUAUUUCGAGUUAAGUUUGAUCUCGUGAAAUAUUUCGAAUUCUUAAACUAAUCAAAUCAUUGCCAUCUGAACUUGAAUAAACCAAUCCACCUUUAAAUUGUCACUGCCUAGAAAAUUGUACAAAAUUUCCGUUACUUUUUCAGCGGAUGUUUCAGUACGUAAGUGUGAAAACCUGCCUCGAUCAACAAUCCUCAUAAAAAUUAAUGAAUAGCAGACUUUUCACUGUCUAAUUAAUUGAUUCCAGUGUACCAUUGCAACUUCUUUGUAGUUAAAUGAAGAAGUAAGAUUGUCUUUCUACUGGAACCGGUAAAAAAACAUCUCGGUUGUCCGUAGCUCUUUAGUGUAGCAUCAAGAUCAUGAGAUAUAAACCGUGUCUGCAAUCCUACUUGGAGAACUGUUCGUUAUGUCUAGAAUAACACUUAGAUCGUGGAUCUCAAUAGUAGUUAAACAAGUAGUGUAACUUGUGUUUAAUAUUGCUUACUCUAAAUUGGAUAUCCCGAAGCUCUUUGGAAGCUAGUGUUAAAGAAUUCGAUAAGAAGCAGUUACCUAAAUAUAACGCCAGUAGGUUGCGCUGUACAAUGGAUUGGAUGCAGUCAGAUUAUGAGCUGAUGGAUGGUUCGUACCAGCUACCGAUCUUAGGCAAAAUGUCAUAGAUCGCCAGUGCAUACUUCUAAGGAGUGCCGAAGCAGUUCGAAAAAUUUAAUGCAUUCGCUUUAAAAGUUCAUUGACUGAGACCAGCCUAUGAUAAGCUGCACA